Molecule: messenger RNA, 2192 nt
Organism: Siniperca chuatsi (mandarin fish)
Lineage: Eukaryota; Metazoa; Chordata; Actinopteri; Centrarchiformes; Sinipercidae
Gene: rtca
Product: RNA 3'-terminal phosphate cyclase
Biological process (GO): RNA processing
Cellular component (GO): nucleus
Molecular function (GO): RNA-3'-phosphate cyclase activity
Source: RefSeq, a predicted model, not a curated record
CCGCGCAACUUGCCGCAGAGAAGUUGCAGAAGAAGAAGCAGAAUCAGAAACCGCAGAAGAAGAAGCAGAAUCAGAAACCGCAGAAGAAGAGUGCCGGAGGCUGCAGUCGAGCGGCAACGGUUCCGUGAGAAAGUUAAAGUUUUCCGUUUCGUAUGAAGAUGAGCUCCGCGGCGGUGGAGAUCGACGGCAGCGUGAUGGAGGGCGGCGGACAGAUCCUGAGAGUCUCCGCGGCGCUCAGCUGCAUCACCGGCUCCUCCGUCAAAAUCACCAAAAUCCGAGCCGGCAGAAGCACACCGGGGCUCAGACCGCAGCACCUGAGCGGCCUGCAGCUGGUCUCAGAUCUGUGUUCUGGCAGUCUGCAGGGAGCCACCAUCGGCUCCACAGACAUCAGCCUGACUCCAGGAAAGAUCCGGUCUGGAAACCACACGGCCGACACACAGACAGCAGGGAGUGUGUGUCUGCUGCUGCAGGUCGCUCUGCCCUGCGCUCUGUUCGUGUGUGCCUCCUGUCUCUGUCUGAAGGGAGGAACCAACGCUGAAUGUGUUUUUCUUCUUCAGGUGUUUAAACCGGUCGUGGAGCGGUUCGGAGUCCAUUUUGACUGUGACAUCAGAAUGAGGGGUUACUACCCUAAAGGUGGAGGUGAGGUGGUGGUGACGGUGAACCCGGUCAAAGAGCUGCAGCCCGUCACCAUGACGGAGAGAGGAAACAUCACUAAGAUCUACGGCCGCGCGUUCGUCGCCGGAGUGCUGCCCUACAAACUGGCUAAAGACAUGUCGGCCGCUGCUGUUCGAACCAUCAGGAAGGAAAUCAAAGAUCUCUACAUCAACAUCCAGGCGCUGCAGGAGAAAGAAAAGGCCCGCGGCAACGGCAACGGCAUCAUAAUCAUCGCUGAGUCAUCGACAGGUUGUGUGUUUGCAGGUUCGGCUCUGGGGAAGAAAGGUGUGUAUGCAGAUAAAAUUGGAAUUGAAGCUGCUGAGAUGUUGCUGAGAAACAUCAGACACAACGGCUGUGUGGACGAGUUCCUGCAGGACCAGCUCAUCAUCUUCAUGGCGUUGGCGAAGGGAACGUCUCGGAUUCGAGUUGGCGCCGUAACGCUGCACACGCAGACGGCCAUUCACAUCGCAGAGCAGCUGACUCAGGCAAAGUUCACAAUAACGAAGUCUGAAGACGAGCUGAGCAGCAACGUCACCUUCAUCAUCGAGUGUGAAGGAUCAGGAGCCACUAACCCCAACCUGUAGCCGCACACACACACUGACGACACAUACGCACACACACUCUGACGACACAUACACACUCUGACGACGCACACACACUCUGACGACACACACACACUCUGACGACGCACACACACUCUGACGACACAUACACACUCUGACGACGCACACACAGACUCUGACGACACAUACGCACACAGACUCUGACGACACAUACACACUCUGACGACACAUACGCACACACACACACUCUGACGACACAUACACACUCUGACGACGCACACACAGACUCUGACGACGCACACAUACACACACACACACUCUGACGACACAGACUCUGACGACACAUACACACUCUGACGACGCACACACACACUGACGACACAUACGCACACACACACUCUGACGACACACACACACUCUGACGACACACACACACUCUGACGACACAUACGCACACACACACUCUGACGACACACACACACACUGACGACACACACACACACACACACUCUGACGACACACACACACUCUGACGACACACACACACACUCUGACGACACACACACACACUCUGACGACACACACACACACUCUGGCGACACACACACACACACUCUGACGACACAUAUACACACACACACACUCUGACGACACACACACACACUCUGACGACACACACACACACUCUGACGACACAUAUACACACACACACACUCUGACGACACACACACACACACACACACUCUGACGACGCACACACACACUCUGACGACACAUAUACGCACACACACACACUCUGACGACGCACACUCUGACGACGCACACGCACACACUCUGACGACGCACACGCACACACCCACACUCUCUCUCUCUCCUGGACUCGGUAGCUGCUCCCGUCAUGGCCGACCCUCUUAGCUUCUGUCUCUCAGGGUGUUUCCUUAUAACUGUAAUAAAUAAAACUGUUUCCAACAUUCA